AUUAGUCUGCGCAACGCCACGUGAAGUCGAACACACCUUUUGUGUCGUUGUCAAAAACAGUCCGCCUAGUGUUGGAAACUUUGAAAUUGGUUAAUUACAAGUUUAGUCCUUUAAAACACUUUAAAAUCCAAGCUUGCGUUUAUGACUAGCCCUCGCAUUUAACAAAGUAGGGUUUCAGCGUUAUUUCAGAGCAUUUGUGUGAAAGUGAAGAGCGCAGUUCAGGUUCUCAUGAUAACUGUUCUCAGAUCUGCAUGGCAUGAGCAUCAAUGAUGGCAGAGCUGGAGGUGGAUCAGUCCAACCUGCCCAGAGUUCAGGAGGUUUGCCAGUGUUUUGCUGUUUUGGAAGAUGGAGCUUUAGCACAUAACCUGCAGGAACAGGAGAUUGAGCAGCACUACACCUCUAAUAUACAGAGGAACCAACUGGUUCAGAAAGACAUCCGUGUAGCCAAGAGUCUCCAAGAUGAAGAGAAACACACAGCUCUCUUGCUUCAGCAGCAGGCCACACGACAACUGGAGGAACGUGAUUCGGAAUAUGCACGAAUGAUUCAGGAAGAGAUUCGGCGGCGUGCGGAGGAGGCCCGGAGGAGGGAGGUGGAAGACGAGGAAAUAGCAAAAAGGAUACAGGAAGAGGAGGAGCUUCGUGUAAGAAACAGAGGCAGUUACCAUAAUAGAGAUGGUCGAGAGACUACAAGUCUUCCACCUUACUCACCUCGGUCUGUUCACCCAUCUGUCGAUCGACACUACAACCGCUCUCCAACCAGAAGGUGGCAGCGCUCCCUCUCGCCCCCUUAUUCAGACUCCGAGGAGGACUUGAUUGACCACAGAAGGCCUACAGUUGUACCCAAUAGUAGUCAAGCAUACCAAGAUAGCAGAUCAACCGUAGGGCAGAGAAUAAUGGGCAGAACUCAUUUAGAUCAAGACAACAGCAGCACAACAAGUCAAAGCGACAGCACUGUCAGCCAAAGAAGCAGGACUUCUCACCUGUCAGGUGGAUGGGGAGACGUGAUCAAAGUCAUAAAGACCGAUUUGAACGAGCAAGGCUAUCUGAGCCACAGUUCUGAGGAUGAACUCUUUGAACCUAUUUACAGACUUGAGAAAAUGCUAAAACAGAAGCAGAGGAGUAACCGCGGUACUAGGCUCAGUCGCCACAGUAGCGUACGAGAAGAUCACAGCCGAACGUGGCACGGAGACGGUUUCAGUCGUGUGGAGAGUUUUAGGGGCGGUGAAAGACACGUCCGUUUCCAGGACGAGAGAAGACGUACGAACAGUUACCAUGGCAACGGAUAUAGUUCAAAUGAAAAUGGUCAUGAUGCUAGGGAGAGGGGCGAUGUGGGUAUACUUUCACCUGGGGUGUUAAGGGGCAAUCAUGCUCAACCUAGAGAAAGUUUAGGGGACCAAAUUCCAACUCAGGGUUUUCGCCGUAACGUUUCAAUGCGACGUAGUUACCAAGGUGAUGUCAGGCUGAGCAAACGGACGUCUGUGCGCGGAGAAAGGAGAACUUCCAACCAAAAUGAUUUGAACUUGGUUAGUAGGGUAAGACCUUCAUGUAAUACACACUUGAUGGAGAUGGAAGAGAGACGUCCAGACCCUUUAAGGGAGGCGGGGAGAUGGGAAGCGGACAGAAACCAGCGUCAGAGAGGUGGCCCAUUAACAGAGGAAAGGAUUAUUGAUACGCAUUACCCUAGACAACACAGAGCCAGGCGAUCCCAAAGUGAACACUUGUGGAGGUUUGAGGAAGAAAGAUCGAGCUCAGACGAGGAGUUGGAGAGGGAGAUGAGAAGGAUGCAGAGACAUCCAUCACACAGCACUCGCUCCCCCAGAGCAGGACCUGUUGCUGGGAGGAGUGGGAUGGCAGCUCUUGACCUGGGAGAACUGGAGCAAGUGCUCCUUGAUGAGGAACUGGCUCGGAGACUUCAGGAGGAGGAGGUGAAAUUGGCUGAGGAGCAGGGGUCAUCUCCUAGGCAGACCUGUCCUAGAGACUUCAGACUGGCACAAGUUGCUCAAGAUGAGGAAAUUGCACGGUUCAUUCAAAAACAAGAGAUUAAAGCUAAACGGAGGUCUGCAGAGCUGGAUCCUGUCGGACCUGGGAGAGGAUAUAGAAAUAUGGUGACCGAGUAUGACAGAAGAGAGUUGCAGAGAGAGAGAAUGGGUUCAGAUGGACUUCAUUCGCCAGUUGACGACUUCACUACAGACCAUCAACUGUCUAGCCCUGUUUCAAUGGCAACACAACCGCAAUCUGUGAGGAACAUUGCAGAAGAACUGGACCCAACCUUUCAAAGACAGGAGAUGGCUGAUGCAGGACUGAGAAUUAAUGGUCCCCAACAAGUAGAUUCAUCGAACCCAGCUGAAGAACAACCUUCAUUUGUGCCACCCACAAAACGACAAAAUGAAAAACUAGGACGAGCAAAGCCCAAGGACAAGAAGGAAAAUAUUAAACAGAAAGAGAAUUGCAAGCAGCAGUGAUAAUGGACAAAUGACAAAUCAAUAUGUAUGCAAUAUAUAAGAUUGAAAGUAUAUAUAUAUAUAUACAACUCCCAAAGGUUUGGGACUUUCCAGUCUUCUGUUGUAAGAUAUUUUUGUAAUCAGCAUCUCAAAAUGGGGGACAAUCCAGAUAAUGCAGCUAUUUACAGAUAAAGCCAUUGUUAAUCGUGAUGAACUUGCCAGCGUCACACUCGCUUACACUUUGCCGUUUCACUUUUAUUCAGUGGCUGGUGUGUUACUGAUGGGGGAAAGCUCCCAUUAGUACUUUUCUGGAAUCCUAAAAUCAUACCAUUCUAUGUUAAAGUGAGAUGGCACAUGGUUGAGUAAACCUCUCUGGAGUUUUUCUGUGUAAUUCUUCUCUAAAGCGAACCGUUUUUUCUUGUACUUUUCUUUUUGGAUUCCAGGAACUGCACCGGUCUUAAUUUGCAUUGUCAUUCUCAUUUGGCACAAGAAUUUUUAUGGUUUUGUAAAAGAAGCAAAAACAAAACUACAUAUUUAUAAUGACAUCACAUAUACAAGGUAAAAGGCUGCGACUUUAGUAUUUUCAUCGAUUAUAUUUUUACACUCGGGUUGAGUGAUGCUGUUACAUAUUUUCAUGAUAUUCAAUACUUCACAACAUAAUGUAAAUAAUGUGUUAAUGGUCAUUCACUGCUUAUACGCUUAAGCAAAUGCCUUGUACAGAAGUCACAAAGUCUGUGUUAAAUAUCAUCACUACAAAAAUAAAGUUUUACAUUUACAACAACAA
Misgurnus anguillicaudatus (oriental weatherfish) is the source of this 3225-nucleotide messenger RNA. RefSeq names its product coiled-coil domain containing 187 (gene ccdc187). The record is from RefSeq and is a predicted model, not a curated record. Lineage: Eukaryota; Metazoa; Chordata; Actinopteri; Cypriniformes; Cobitidae.